This is a messenger RNA of Callithrix jacchus (white-tufted-ear marmoset), 1545 nucleotides long. The record is from RefSeq and is a predicted model, not a curated record. Lineage: Eukaryota; Metazoa; Chordata; Mammalia; Primates; Cebidae.
CCCCUGGCUUGUGUUCACUGACCUGGCCCGGAAUUGGGGCUUGCCCGAUUCCGCAGCGCUUUCCAGGUCGCUCAGACCAGUGGAGACAAUCGUGUGGACCAGCCCAGAUCUUCUUACCACUCUGUGUUUUAAACUCCCUACAGGCAAACUAUUUACAAGCUUUGAUGUCUUUAAGGCAAAGAGGGCAUGGGGGAAUCUUUAACCACAAAUUGGCAUUUAAGUUAAUUUCUUCUUCUUUUUUGUCUUAAAGCAUUGGCUUUGGAAAACAGGUCUGCCGUUAUGGAUCGUCUCGCAGAAGCAAAUGGCACUUUUGCUUUAAACCUUUUGAAAACGCUGGGUGAAGGCAACUCGAAGAAUGUGUUUUUCUCACCCUUGAGCAUGGCCUCUGCCCUGGCCAUGGUCUACAUGGGAGCACAGGGAAACACCGCUGCUCAGAUGGCCCAGGUACUUUCUUUAAAUAAAAGUGGUGGUGGCGGAGACGUCCACCAGGGCUUCCAGUCUCUUCUCACCGAAGUGAAUAAGCCUGGCACACAGUACUUGCUUAGGACGGCCAACAGGCUCUUUGGGGAAAAGUCCUGUGACUUCCUCUCAUCUUUUAGAGAUUCCUGCCAAAAAUUCUACCAAGCGGAGAUGGAGGAGCUUGACUUUAUCAGCGCCAUAGAGAAGUCCAGAAAACAUAUAAACACCUGGGUAGCUGAAAAGACAGAAGGUAAAAUUGCCGAGUUGCUCUCCCCGGGCACAGUGGAUUCACUGACAAAGCUGGUUCUGGUGAAUGCCAUCUACUUCAAAGGAAACUGGGAUAAACAAUUCCGCAAGGAGAACACCAAGGAGAGACCGUUUAAAGUCAGCAAGAAUGAAGAGAAACCUGUGCAAAUGAUGUUUAAGAAAUCUACUUUCAAGAAGACCUAUAUAGGAGAAAUUUUUACCCAGAUCCUGGUGCUUCCCUAUGUUGGCCAGGAGCUGAAUAUGAUCAUCAUGCUUCCGGAUGAUAGCACCGACUUGAGAACGGUGGAGAAAGAAAUCACUUACGAGAAGUUCGUAGAAUGGACGAGGCUGGACAUGAUGGAUGAGGAGGAGGUGGAAGUGUUUCUCCCACGGUUUAAACUGGAGGAAAGCUACGACAUGGAGCGCGUCCUGCGCAACCUGGGCAUGACCGAUGCCUUCGAGGUGGGCAAGGCAGACUUCUCCGGGAUGUCCAAGACAGACCUGUUUCUGUCCAAGGUCGUGCACAAAUCCUUUGUGGAGGUCAAUGAGGAAGGCACAGAGGCCGCAGCUGCCACAGCUGCCAUCAUGAUGCUGCGGUGUGCCAGAUUCACCCCCCGCUUCUGUGCCGACCACCCCUUCCUUUUCUUCAUCCAGCACAGCAAGACCAAUGGGAUUCUCUUCUGCGGCCGCUUUUCCUCCCCGUGAGGACAGGGUGGUCUUUGUGCACAGCCCCUCUCCUCUCUGUCCUCUGACACUCCACAGUGUGCCUGCGACCCAAGUGGCCUUAUCCGUGUGAUGGUGGCACUUCAGAAAUAAAGGGAACAACUGUGGGAUGCCACA